AUGGCGGACGAAGCAAACAGAACUGCUUUUCUAGAGAUUCAAGCAAGCAUGAUUGAACUCUCCGGGAAGCUAAAGCAGGUGCAAAAUCAGAUGCGCAACAAAGAGGGGGAUAGAAAACGUGCGUAUUUAACCUUGGAAGAGCUGCGGGCAUUGCCUCAAGACACCAACACCUACAAGUCAAUAGGAAGAACGUUUGUUCUAGAGCCCAAGACAGUGCUGGAAGGUGAACAAGAGCAGAAACUGAAAGACAGUGAGGCUGCCAUUGCUUCUCUACAGACAUCCAAGGAAUACUUGGAGAAGCAGACGGCAGAGGUGGAGAACAACUUGAGGGAGCUGUUGCAGCAAGAACCAGGCAUUGCUCGACAGAUCAUGUCCAUGUCUAUGUAA
Messenger RNA from Arabis nemorensis, 387 nucleotides. Lineage: Eukaryota; Viridiplantae; Streptophyta; Magnoliopsida; Brassicales; Brassicaceae. The record is from the annotation of a GenBank genome assembly.